Molecule: messenger RNA, 1017 nt
Organism: Metopolophium dirhodum (rose-grain aphid)
Lineage: Eukaryota; Metazoa; Arthropoda; Insecta; Hemiptera; Aphididae
Gene: Dh44
Exons: 3
Coding region: 320-712 (130 amino acids)
Cellular component (GO): extracellular region
Molecular function (GO): hormone activity
Source: RefSeq, a predicted model, not a curated record
AAUUAUAACCCGUGCGGUUUCAUCAACACAAUAUCAUGAGACCGUCGGUCAUCGUAGCGGACUACUUGUCCUCAAACGGUGUAACGAUAAUGUUACUAGUGUUGGAAAUUAAAUAGCGUCGCCCGGGGUUUCGUGAAAAACUGGGCGUCCAAGACAACAAUUAUUCACACAAAAAAAAAAAAUUUUAAAAUAACACGUACACUUUGUCGCAAUAAAUACAUUACACCGCAGAGUCCGUGGAGAAAAGACAACAACGGUCGACGGAAACUCUCGAAAUUAAAUCAUCGUCAGCGCUACAGCCGAAAUUCGUAAUCACACAAUGAGGAUUUUGACGAUCGCCUGGAUUUUGGUUGCGGUCACGUGGUGCUGCGACAGCGCCGUUAUCUAUGACCCGGUGGUUCAAAACACCCGUUACUAUGAGCCCAGAAUUCAGGACUUGGAGCUUCUCGACAAAAACUUUUUUGACAUGGCUUCUAUCGAAAAGAGGAACGGUGCAAUGCAAGGUGAGUCACCGAGAAGUCGUCCUAGUUUGUCCAUCGUCAACUCGCUGGACGUCCUCCGACAAAAAUUAAUGUAUGAAGUGGCGCGGCGACACGUAGAUGAGAACCAGAAAGUGCUGUCGCAAAACCACCAGAUACUGAAGAACUUAGGAAAGCGGUCACUGUUUCCUUUUAUCGAAGUACCACGGAGGUACAACGUAUUUCUUAUAUAAUGAUACAUCCAUACAUCGAGUUAUUAUUUUAACUUUUUUUGAAACAGACUUAUUGAAGUAUGCUACUAAGUUUUUCAUUGUAUUAUUUAACUCAUUCAAAUACAUUUUUAAAUAUGACUGUGGCUAAUAGAAUUUUAAAAAUAUCUGUAUAAAUAUGAACUUCUAAAUUCAAGCGUCUGAAUGGGAUCAUCUUAUUUAUUUUCUCUACCUUUUUUUGCUUUUCUUUAUAAACAAUACAAAUUUGCGAUUUAUUUUAUAGAUACCUAUGGAUUUAGGAAUUCUCGUGCUUAAUAAUUACAUUUUUU